Molecule: messenger RNA, 2940 nt
Organism: Aspergillus ochraceoroseus IBT 24754
Lineage: Eukaryota; Fungi; Ascomycota; Eurotiomycetes; Eurotiales; Aspergillaceae
Product: transcription factor domain-containing protein
Exons: 6
Coding region: 1-2940 (979 amino acids)
Biological process (GO): DNA-templated transcription; regulation of DNA-templated transcription
Molecular function (GO): DNA-binding transcription factor activity, RNA polymerase II-specific; DNA binding; zinc ion binding
Source: RefSeq, a predicted model, not a curated record
AUGCAACACUCGGGCUCGCGUGCUGCAGUAGAUUCUGCCGGGAGAAUGCAGGAUAAUCACUCUACUACUAUAUACGAAAAUGCAAGAGUUGGCAUGAGCCCUGCGUCCGGGAAUCGACGGCGUCGUAAACCACUGGCGUGCGAGGCGUGCUACAAGAGAAAAAUCAAAUGCGAAGUGGAAGGGUCCAGUGGGACUUGUAUUCAAUGUAUGCGUCGUAAUAUAACCUGCAAGAUCGCAUCGAGAAAAGGCAAAAGAGACAACCUCAAAAGAUCCCGCUAUGUGAGGAGUCUAGAGGAGCGUCUGAGGAAGACAGAGUCUCUGCUCAGAGCUGCUGGGAUCUUGAAUGAAGAGACACCGGAUUUCAAUGAUAUCAGCGAUGACCUGGACGAUUACUCGGAGGACGAUAGCAACUCCGGCGAUGAAGAAACCCCUAGUCCUCGCAAUGAACCUAGCAAGCGUAGUUCUGGGGCAUCUGAAUCCCAAGAUGCUUCAGUUGAACCAGAUUUACUUAUCUCAUUCACGACACCAAAAUACUCACCUGAAGCUAAUGCCUCACCCAAGUCCCCUGAGCGCCGGCGCUCAGGAACAGACCAGGCUGCAUCCUCGGGGCUCAAGUCGGAGAGUAAAUUAGACACCAAUUGUUAUAUUGGACGAUCAUCACCCUUGUCAAUCCUAACGCGGGAGGGAAUUGAGUGGAUUAAGAGCAAGUCUGGCGAUGCAAAGUAUCUCAGCAUUCUCUUGUCUCACUCAAAGUUUGAUAGCCCGUGGGAUCAUUGGCGACCUGAUGUUUUCUAUGACGUGUUUUCGUCCCAGGUUUUCAAACCACUCCCACCCAGAGCAGAAGUCUUCUCUCUACUUGGAGAUUACUUCCGAACGGUGAACCGCAUAUUCCCCUUAUACCACGAGGCAACGUUUAUGGAGCUUGUGGAAUGGCAGUACACCCAACAAACAUGCGACGACGCCGCAAGGUGGGCCAGCAUCAACAUCAUUCUUUCCCUGGCCUAUGAAUACCGUUUCUCAAAUUCUCAGAAGUCGGAAAAGGAUAGGGAGAAAGCAUGGCUUUAUUACAAAAAUGCUCUCUCGGUCUUUCCGGAACUAGUAUUACGACGGACAGACCUGCUGAGCGUGCAAGCCUUGCUCGGAAUGGCUCUCUUCCUUCGAGGAAACUCGGGUACGCAGUCGACAGUCCCAAUUGUAACCGCAGCGAUACGAUCAUCCCACCGCAUGGGGCUCCAUCGCAACAUCCAACGGCCUGGACUUUCCAAGGUCGAGCAAGAACAGAGGAGGAGAAUAUUUUGGAUUGCCUACAUUUUCGACCAAAGUACCUGCAUCCGGCUUGGAAGCGCACCAAUUCAACAAUUUGAUGACUUCGAUGUCGGCUUGCCAUCGGAGGAGACUGGCGAAGAUGUCUUGAUGCCCGAUAACAGGCCCUUCUUCCCGCGACUCUGUCAUAUUGCGUUGAUCAAAAGUCGAAUAUACCGAAAGCUAUACUCAGCAAGGGCGCUAGAAAAUAAAUCUGUGACUGAAAUUUGCGAAAUCGUACACGACUUGCAUAAAGAACUCGAGGGCUGGAGAGGACCCAGUCAAUUCGAUACCUUGUUGAAGAAACGAGGGUCUGGCGAUGAUUUCCUUGUUGGAUUCGCUUCCGCCGGCCUAUUUCUCGUCUACUACAACUCGUUGAUUAUGAUCCACCGACUACCAUUGUUGAUUAAUUUCGCCUACCAGUCGAACCUUGAUAAAGUAACACACUCCGACGCACUACUGAUCCUAAGUGAGUCUUCAUCGUCUGCCGCAGUAUGCGUUCAAGCCGCCCGCGACACCCUCAAGCUAGUGAAUAAUUUGCCGUGGGGAGAUAUCGCAUGGAUAUGGUCGUUAUUAUACUACGUCUUUUUAGCCGUAAUGACUAUAUUCGUCAACAUCCUCCGAAAUAGCCAGCAACCCACCGCCAAAGACGAUCUACAAUCGUUAAACAUGGCCGCAACAUUCUUCGCAACACUGGCCCCCGGAGACGGGCCAUGCAACUACGCCAGGUUCAUGACCAGGAUGAGCGCCACUUUCGAGCGGAUCGCCCGAACAGUGGUUGAGCGGGAACGGAAAGCAUUUAAACCUCUGCCUGAUGCAAAACACAAACCACCCAAGUCCCGUCUACCAGCAACGACCCUGUCAAAUGGCCAUAUCUCACCCCGUUCAUCCACCAAUCACACCGACAACAGGCCAUCGCAAUCCGCCUCUUCUCCUGAUGAUUCUGCCACUAGCUUCGAAAUCCCCAACCUCGAUGGUCUCCCUCCCAUCAACUCAUGCGGCUACGUUGUGCGCGAAAGCCCCAGCGACACACAUGGUGAUCUCCCCGUCUCCGCACCACACCCCAUGAACACAACAGCAACGAGGAUAGCAGCAGGCCUUGAUCCCUCCAUAGCAAGCGAUACUCCACAACAACAGCAGCAGCAGCAACCAGGAAUCACGAACCUCGAUCAAUUCCAACAGCUUCCACCCAACAACCCAUACGCGUUAGGUAAUAUGACCUUCCCCCUCUCCGCCCUCGAGGAAGCCAACUUCCAGCCAGAUCUAUGGCAGAUCCCACUAAGCGCGGACUGGGAGCUUGGAGCUCAUUUCCUAGGAAAUGUCCUUGGUCAUCCGGGAGGCUUUGGCUCUGGCCUUGCACCCGGUCUCGGAAAUGCAAACAGCACCCCGCCUACCGGUGCAGGUCAGAGUUUCUUCUUCCAGGGGAAUAACUAUAGCCAGCCUGUUUUGGGUACAACAGCUCCACUUGCAACGAUCCCUUCGAUUCCUAUUCCGGGUGGUAGUAUGGGCUAUGGAUAUGGACCUCCGGGGAGAGGGAAUGGGAGCGGGAAUGGGAAUGGGAAUGGGAAUUUCCAGGCACCAGAACUUCAUCAUACGGCCAUGUGGAUGGAUGCCAAUUUCGGGCCGCCGCCUUUCUAA